AUGCAAAUGCUGGGUGGCUGCUGGUUCAUAGAGCAACCGGCCAGCAGCAGAUUGGCAUGGUACCCUCGCUUCGAAUGGCUUUGUCGCAGCCUUUGGUCGAAAGCUUGGCAGAUAGGCUGGUGGGCGCGACACUUCAAAGCUUUGACUCCAAAGCGGCAUAGAGCUUGGUCCAACAGCAAGGAAAUCUCUGUUCUCAACCGGGGUGUGUUGACCAAGAAGGAGCGCGAUGCAUGCCCAGUCAAGACAACAGACAGAUCGGUGAAGGUCGUACCCAAUUCCAUUUGGACUCCACAUGCAGCGCUACAUUCAUGUCCUGCGCUCCUCUGGCUGCGGCAACUUGGAAGAGCUUCCAGGGGUAAGCGCACCGGAGAUGUUCUACCAGAUGCCUUGGAGCACAUGGCCAGAGGCUGGGUGUUCAAUUUGCAGUACGUUGUGCACUUUGCGCGCAUCUAUCUGCGGCAGGCUGGGUUGGAGGCAGCGGUCAUCUACAUGAGGGGCUCCAAGCGCCUGAUG
Messenger RNA from Durusdinium trenchii, 513 nucleotides. NCBI's taxonomy places the organism in Eukaryota, Dinophyceae, Suessiales, Symbiodiniaceae. The record is from the annotation of a GenBank genome assembly.